Stereum hirsutum FP-91666 SS1 is the source of this 2203-nucleotide messenger RNA. RefSeq lists its product as uncharacterized. The record is from RefSeq and is a predicted model, not a curated record. NCBI's taxonomy places the organism in Eukaryota, Fungi, Basidiomycota, Agaricomycetes, Russulales, Stereaceae. The coding region runs from base 49 to 1101 and encodes 350 amino acids. The transcript is spliced from 9 exons.
UUUGAAACGAAUUGAAUACUUGUUGCUCCCUGACAAGCCUCAAAAAAGAUGUCUACCACUACUCCCUCUGCCCAGCACAGCGUAAAGUCCAGCAAAAAGCCCAACAAAAAAUCUCGCAAGGAUCCCUUCAUCAUCGUGACACCCCUAGAGGCGAGCGGCGCCCAUGUUGAUCUUUCGUCGCGUCGCGUCGGCGCCCAAAUCUAUCUCGACCACCUUCGUCCCACAGAAUGUCAACGCUCGGAGAUUGAGCGUCUAUACCUGGCGGGUCUCGCAUUCGAACACCUCUAUCGCUGUCUUGACCAGGAUGACCAAUUGAGCGCUGCAGCCCUCCUUGCCUCGUUGGGCUUGGACACGGACUCGCGGGAGUCACUGACGAACCGCUAUGUUGCGGAGACCCAGAAGAUCCUUCGUAUACGUGGCUUGGUGGAACAUAACAAACCGUGCUUAGAUGCUGAGUACACUUCGAUUCCCACCCGACCGCUUCAUCCGUCCGUCUUCGCCGUCGCUCUCCGGCAGCUCGCCGAAGGAGUUAAUUUGGACGGUAUUAUGGAGAAGAAUAAGGCUAUGUUCCGUCAGUCCUUGUACCCCGAACAGCCUUCAGAUCUACGAAAGAGUGGUUCUGCUUACCGCUGGCUCAUAAAGCGGCAUGACACACGUUCGUUGUAUCGUCAGUACAACCGCCUCCACGGUGUCAACGUGACAGAAGCGGCCCACAUCAACGUGGACGAAUGGCUGGACAAGGACUCACCGCGUUAUAACGCGGAUAUCGCAGCCGCGGUAUUCCACUAUUCGGCUCGAGCGCAAGUGGGUGAUCGCUUCGAGGUUUGCAUUGCGACGAAGGCGAUGAAGGAGGCGGCGUGGGCGCACGGGCACAAAAGUCAGAUAAUGCUUUGGCGCUGUUUCUAUUCUCAGCUCCAUCUGGAAAUCGCCACACAGCCGCAGGUUACAAUACCGAGAUCCUCGCAAAGCUUCUUUCGAAGUGGCGUGGUACCCUCGGAAAGCGUAAUGGUGAAGGAUUUUCCCCAGCCGUCGCCAUCACCGAUACCGACCUCAUGGAGCGAAACGCUCUCGCACAAGUCUUUCCAAAUAUAUGGUUGCUGAUCUGUCCAUAUGUCUGUCAAGGCCCGCAUGUCACGCGUCGAAGCGGAACUUGCAUCCACAACGGACUUUAACCAGGCGAAGGAGCUGCUGGCGAAGGAGAGAGCUUUCCUUGGCGAGGGUUACUGGAUGAAGGACGAAUCCUUGUGGAGGAGCACGACGAACCAUCUUGAGUCAUUCAACGGUGUUCUAAAGCGACGACAUCUCCGUCGUUGGCAGCGCGGUAACCGCCGUCUCCGAAUCGACAUCCUCAUCAAACUCCUGAUCCAGAAGAUCUUACCGGCUAUCUUCGAGCAGCGCACCCUCGAAAGGGAAGAGGACGCACGAUGGGAUCAUCUUCUCCUUUCGCUUCCCGGUGGAGCCGCUCUCGUGAAAGGUCUUCGCGAUAAGUCGCGUCAAGCAUUCCUGCAUCCGGUCGCAUACCUUUCUUUUCUCGUGCUACUCUGCAUACGCAACUAUAUACGACCUCCACCCGUCCUUGUACUCCAUCACACUUUCUCUUGACGGAUUCGCAUCGUGCUCAUGUCCUGACUUCGCACGCAUUGGCGGAGCAUGCAAGCAUCUUCGUGCAGCGCUGCUCCGGUUGGACGCUUUCCGAGCUCUCAAGCAGAUUGAAGGACUCUUCCGCACACGCAGCCCUUGCGGUCUCUCCUGCCGAUGCAUCAACAUCCCCUGCUCGUGGUAUUGAUGCCUCAGUGAUUGACGCCACAGCGCAAGAAGCCAACGAUACCCUGUUUGAAGAGAUAGAAGGAGACGAAGACGAGGGCGCAGACGAAGACGAAGAGGAGAUUGAGAGCGAUCUGGAGAGCGUGGCGACGGACGCUGGGGAAGAGGACGAGUUCUUAUUCACGGCCCUCGAUGAGCAUGGGAACGCUCGCCGAGCCAUCGAACAACAGACGCUGGCACGCGUUCGGACGACAUGAAGAAAGCCGCGGACGCUCGAGAGCAUAUCACAAUGCUUGCCGACCAGCUUGACAGGAUCAUGAAGAUCAGUGCCACUAGCGACAAAGCUGAGGCCUCCAGUUUGCCUUUAGCGUUGCCAGAAAAGCCGGUUCUGAGUGCACCAGUAUUCCCUGGAGGUAGAGACAGCCAUAGUAUAACGGAC